AUGGUGCCACGGCUCCUCAUCGCGCUCCUUCGCUUUUUCAGCCGCGGGUUCCUGCGGGCGGGGGACGCCGCUCCCGGCCCCGAGGCGCUACAGUGGGAGCCUCAGGAGCUCGGCUGCGUAUUCCAUGCUGCGGCCAGACCUCGGGGAGUGAGUGGUGGAGAUGGAUCCCGUGCCUUCCCCAGCAUAUCCCAGCCCAGGGAUGCUCUGCUGAGCCUGGGCGCUGCGCUCGAUGCCACCACCCUGCGUGACGCCCUCCGCCAUGCCCUUGUCACCCUGCUGCCCGCUGUGGAGCAUGUCUACAUCUACCUGCUGGAUGGGGACACACGGCUGCUCUGCGAUGACCCCCCCCAUGAGCUGCCACCCAAUGGGAAGCUCAGGGAUGCUGUGCAGAAGCAGAAGCGGAUGGAAUGUGCAGGGCUGCUCCCUGCCGAGCUCCCUGGCCAGCACCUGGGACCCCUGGCAGCCCCCCUGGCCCCUGGCACACAAGUGCUCAUCAUCCCGCUGGUGGACAAGAAUAGUGGGGCCGUGGUCUGCGUCAUCCUGGUACACUGUGGCCAGCUGAGUGACUCAGACGAGCAGAACCUGCGUGCAUUAGAGAGACACGCCCUGGUGGCAUUCCGGCGCCUGCAAGCCCUGCAGAAGCUGCAGCCCUGGCCCCAGGUCAGCCUCUCCACCAGCUCUUCCCAGACCUCUCUGGCCAAGCCUGAGAAGGCACCUGGCAGCAGCUACAGUGACCUGGACUGCAAGAUCCUACAGCUCUGUGGUGAGCUGUACGACCUGGAUGCCGCCUCGCUGCAGCUCAAGGUCAUCAACUACCUGAAACAGGAGACCCAGUCUCUGUGCUGCUGCCUCCUGCUCGUCUCUGAGGACAACCACCAGCUCUUCUGCCAGGUGGUGGGGGACCGUGUCUUGGAUGAGGAAAUCAGCUUUUCACUCACCUUUGGGCGCCUGGGGCAGGUGGUGGAGGACAAGAAGCCCAUCACCUUGAAGGACAUCAGUGAGGAGGAGCACAAGCAGCUGAGCAGCAUGCUGGGCUGCGAGGUCACCUCUAUGCUCUGUGUCCCUGUCAUUAGCCGGGCCACCUCCCAGGUGGUGGCACUGGCCUGCGCCUUCAACAAACUGAGUGGGGAGAGCUACACAGACACGGAUGAGCACAAGAUCCAGCACUGCUUCUGCUACACCUCCACGGUGCUCACUAGCACCCUGGCCUUCCAGAAGGAGCAGAAGCUCAAGUGUGAGUGCCAGGCCCUGCUGCAGGUGGCAAAGAACCUCUUCACCCAUUUGGAUGAUGUCUCUGUCCUGCUGCAGGAGAUCAUUACGGAGGCCCGGAACCUCAGCAAUGCUGAGAUAUGCUCUGUGUUCCUGCUGGACCGGCUCAGUCAUGAGCUGGUGGCCAAGGUGUUCGAUGGUGGAGUGGUGGAUGAUGAGAGCUAUGAGAUCCGCAUCCCAGCAGAUCAGGGCAUCGCUGGCCACGUGGCCACCACUGGCAAGAUCCUGAACAUCAAGGAUGCCUACUCGCACCCGCUCUUCUACCGUGGGGUGGAUGACAGCACUGGCUUCCGCACCCGCAACAUCCUUUGCUUCCCCAUCAAGAAUGAGAGCCAGGAGGUCAUUGGGGUGGCAGAGCUGGUCAACAAGAUCAAUGGCCCUUGGUUCAGCAAGUUCGACGAGGAUCUGGCCACCGCCUUCUCCAUCUACUGCGGGAUCAGCAUCGCCCACUCCCUGCUGUACAAGAAGGUGAAUGAGGCACAGUACCGAAGCCACCUGGCCAAUGAGAUGAUGAUGUACCACAUGAAGGUGUCUGAUGAUGAGUACACCAAACUGCUGAGCGAGGGCAUCCAGCCUGUGUCCACCAUUGACCCCAACUUUGCCAGCUUCACCUACACACCACGCUCACUGCCUGAGGACGACACCUCCAUGGCCAUCCUGAGCAUGCUGCAGGACAUGAAUUUCAUCAACAACUACAAGAUGGACCGUCAGACGCUCACCAGGUUCUGCCUGAUGGUGAAGAAGGGGUACCGUGACCCUCCCUACCAUAACUGGAUGCACGCGUUCUCCGUCUCCCACUUCUGCUACCUGCUCUACAAAAACCUGGAGCUCGUUAACUACCUGGAAGACAUCGAGAUCUUUGCCCUCUUCAUCUCCUGCAUGUGCCAUGACCUGGACCACAGAGGCACAAAUAACUCCUUCCAGGUGGCCUCGAAAUCGGUCCUGGCCGCGCUCUACAGUUCAGAGGGCUCUGUCAUGGAGAGGCAUCACUUUGCCCAAGCCAUUGCUAUCCUCAAUAGCCAAGGCUGCAACAUCUUUGACCACUUCUCCCGAAAGGACUACCAGCGCAUGCUGGACUUGAUGCGGGACAUCAUCUUGGCCACUGACCUGGCCCACCACCUCCGCAUCUUCAAGGAUCUCCAGAAAAUGGCAGAAGUGGGAUAUGACCCCAAGAACAAGCAGCACCGCAGCCUGCUGCUCUGCCUGCUCAUGACUUCCUGUGACCUCUCUGACCAGACCAAGGGCUGGAAGACCACCAGGAAGAUUGCAGAGCUGAUCUACAAGGAGUUCUUCUCCCAGGGUGACCUGGAGAAAGCCAUGGGGAACAGCCCACUGGAGAUGAUGGACCGGGAGAAAGCCUACAUCCCCGAGCUGCAGAUCAGCUUCAUGGAGCACAUUGCCAUGCCCAUCUACAAAUUGCUGCAGGAUCUCUUCCCCAAGGCAGCGGAGCUCUACGAGCGGGUGGCCAGCAACCGGGAGCAGUGGACCAAGGUCUCCCACAAAUUCACCAUCCGGGGGUUGCCCAGUAACAACUCUCUGGACUUUCUGGAUGAGGAAUAUGACCCACAGGCCCCUGACCCCCAGCUCAACGGCUGCCUGGAACCUGAGGCGGGGCAGCCCCCCGAGGCUGGAGCCGAGUGA
Sturnus vulgaris (Common starling) is the source of this 2910-nucleotide messenger RNA. The record is from RefSeq and is a predicted model, not a curated record. Lineage: Eukaryota; Metazoa; Chordata; Aves; Passeriformes; Sturnidae.